UGAUUGCACUGUUGGUGAUCGCAUCUCAAACACAGAUCUCAAUAAAUUUAUAAGGUCUUACGAAGUCAACAUUUUCACUGCUUUGUAUUGGACUCAAACGGCCUUGCCUCAUUUAAACAAAGUAAACGGGAAGAUUAUAAAUAUAAGUAGUGCCGCGAGUAUUUUUCCUAUGGUGGGAUCUUCAGCUUAUUGCAGUUCAAACGUUUAUAAAACUGUGUCAAGUUCGAAGGCUGCCUUAAAUAUGAUUACCUCAUGUUUGGCUGAAGAAGAAAAAGAAAUUCAAACAAUUGCGAUUUGUCCAGGACCUGUAUACACUGAGACUAUGGAAGCUAAUUAUAAAAAAAUUGAACAUCUAAACAAAUAUAGUAAAGAAGAAUUACGUGAAAAAACAUUCCAUCCUGAAGAUACAGGACACUAUGUUUGGCGUUUGAUUACUAACUUUCCCACCGAAUUUAACGGAAAAUUUGUACCGUCUACCGAACCUUCCUUAGCCAGUUAUCAUAAAAGAACCAUUCUUAGCCUUUGA
This is a messenger RNA of Racocetra persica, 526 nucleotides long. The record is from the annotation of a GenBank genome assembly. NCBI's taxonomy places the organism in Eukaryota, Fungi, Glomeromycota, Glomeromycetes, Diversisporales, Gigasporaceae.